Molecule: messenger RNA, 630 nt
Organism: Lycium barbarum (goji berry)
Lineage: Eukaryota; Viridiplantae; Streptophyta; Magnoliopsida; Solanales; Solanaceae
Exons: 1
Coding region: 1-630 (209 amino acids)
Source: RefSeq, a predicted model, not a curated record
AUGGCUAUUUCCUUGAACAAAACUCUUCUUAAUCUGUCAAAGCUCAAGCCUUUGGACGGAAAUAAUUUUAAAUGUUGGUCACAGAAACUUCUCAUUUUCUCUGAACAAUUAGAAGUUGAUUAUGUUUUGUUUAACGAACCUCCUACUUUUGGUUCUAACACUGUUGUUGAUGUUGCUAACACUACUAUUGGUUCUAUCACUACUAUGGUUGUUGAUAAUGCAACUAAAAAGAAGUUUGAAAAAGAUAACAAAACUAUUAGAGGGCAUUUGCUGAACCAUAUGACUAAUCCUUUAUUUGAUUUAUUUGUUACUUAUAAAUCUGCCAAGGAAAUAUGGGACAAUUUGGAAAAGAAAUGUGGUGCUGAUGAUGCAGGGAAGAAAAAGUAUGUUGUUGGGCAGUGGAUUAAGUUCCAGAUGGUUAACAAUAUGCCAAUUAUGGAACAGGUUCAUGAGUAUGAGAACUUGACUGCGGCUGUUCUGACCGAGUGCAUGAAGAUGUGUGAGGUUUUUCAAGCCAAUGUUCUGCUUGAGAAAUUCCUGCCUUCUUGGAGUGAUUACAGGAACCAACUGAAGCAUAAGAAGAAGGACUUGACCAUUCAGGAACUGAUCAGUCACAUGAGAACUAAAUAG